Chenopodium quinoa (quinoa) is the source of this 3135-nucleotide messenger RNA. RefSeq names its product zinc finger BED domain-containing protein RICESLEEPER 2-like. The transcript is spliced from 4 exons. The record is from RefSeq and is a predicted model, not a curated record. Lineage: Eukaryota; Viridiplantae; Streptophyta; Magnoliopsida; Caryophyllales; Amaranthaceae. Gene Ontology annotation, molecular function: DNA binding; protein dimerization activity. Bases 418 to 2775 code for a protein of 785 amino acids.
UCACCUAACCAAAGGCUUUUAAACUUUCUCAUGACUAUCUAAUUAAACCACUUACUAAUCAAUCCUAAAUUUUCUUUGACAGGCAAGUCUAGUUUACAUUCACAAACUUCCUUUUACCCAAAUAUUUUGUUACUUAGUCAAAAAAAAAAAAGUUAUCAAAAAAAUGAGUAUAUAGUCCUUCUGUACUUGUAAAACUGCACAACAUCCCCAAUUUUGCAACUCCAAAUGUCCACUGCACUCUCCAAAAAAAACCCCUUUCCCUCCAAAUCGAAAUUUCAUCAAUUCCCACCAAAAGUUUCGAAAUUUGCUUGGUUUAAUCGCAAAAACCUUCAAUUCCCAGAAAAGUUUCAAGUACUAGGCGAUUAAUUCUUGCAUCUUGCACCGCUAGUUUCUCACUCUUAUUCUACUGAAGGUGCCAUGGAAGGAAAUAUAGUAGCGGUUGUAGAUCAAAAGAAUGGACUUGUUGAGUUUGAUAGUAGUAAUAGAAACAAGAAGAGGUCAGUGGCCUGGGAUCAUUUUGAGAAGUUACCUACUGAAAGCAAGAACGAAGGUAAAGCAAAAUGCAUACAUUGCAAUGGUGUUUUUAGUGCUACCCCUAGGAGUGGAACGUCUCAUUUAAAGCGUCACGUGGAAAGGUGUGCCAAGCGUGCAGCAAUUGAUGUGCAACCUGUCUCAAUGGACUUUGGAUUCAGCGAGUUUGAAGGUAGUGGAUCUAGUGUUAAGCUUGGGAAAAGGGUCUCAAAGGUUUGGCAUGAGUAUGAUUUAUUUCCAUCUCCUAAUAUGAAUGAUGCAAAAGCCAAGUGCAAGCACUGUAAGAUGGUUCUCUCCGCAGCUUCCAAAAAUGGGACAUCUCACCUAAAGCGUCAUUUAGACAAGUGUCCAAGGCGUGUGACUUUGACUGGUAACAUAGAACAAUACUUCCUUUCAAAUGAGAAGCUAUUAGAAGGAAACAAUUUAGAUAAAAUCCCCAAAGAUGAACCUAUAACUGGUAAAUUGAAACGCCUAUCAACAAUUGGCGACAAUUUGGCUGAAGGAAGCAAAUCAACAGAAAAUAGCCAGGUUGAUCAGGAUGAGCUGCAAAGAUAUAUAUCAGUCUGCAUAAUCAAAGGUGCUCAUCCAUUUAGCUUUGUGGAAGAGAGAGGGUUUAGGUCUAUGAUGUCUAAAGCAUGUCCACAAUUUAAGCCAUUCAGCCGGGCGAUUGUAAGAAGAGAAAUGUUUUCUAUGUAUAUGAGGGAAAGGGACAACGUAAAAGAAAUGUUAGCAAAGGCUCCAGGCCGCAUAUGUUUGACAGUUGGUAAUUGGAAAGCAAGAGAUACAAAAGAUGAGUAUAUAUGUGUAACUACACAUUUCAUUGAUGAGCAUUGGAAGUUGCUGAAGAGGGUUUUGUGUUUUAAAGCUUUAGCACCCCCGUAUGAUGGAACUUACAUUGCAGAUGAAUUGGCAUGUUUAUCAUCUCAAUAUAACAUUGAAUGUAAGACCUUCACCAUCACAGUGGAUGAAGCUUCUUAUGACGAGUCAACAGUUUCUUCUAUUAAAAGAGGUCUUUUUACGAAGAAUUCUCCUGCUAGUGGUGGUUCCUUUUUCCAAGUUAAUUGUUAUGCUCAUAUAUUGAACUUUCUUGCACAAUCUGCCUUAAAGUUGGUUGAUGAUAUUAUUGAUAGGGUCCGUGAGUUGGUUAAAUAUGUCAACAAAUCACCGCUUCAGAGGAAGAAGUUCUUUGAUCUUGCUGAGAGGAUGUUUGAAUUGCAAGCGAGGAAAAGGUUGAGCCUUGAUGUGAUGCUAAGAUGGAAUUCUACAUAUAAGUUAAUUGACCGCACCCUUUAUUAUAAGAGUGUAUUCAAGCAUCUUUUGGACUCAAAGCAAGAGCUAAGCAACUUGGCUCUUUCUAAAGAAGAGUGGCAAAAGUUGAGCAUUAUUCACAAAUUCCUAAGGGUUCUUUAUGAUGUAACUCGCUUGUUUUCAGGCACCAAUGGUCCUACAUCAAAUUUGUUUAUAAAGGGGAUGUUGAGGGUUCAUUGCCGUAUGAUGGAUAUAGUAAAAGGUCCAAACCUAUUCUUAGCUCAUGCUGUUCAAGCUAUGCAAGCUAAAUUCGAUGACUUCUGGUGCGAGAAUAGCUUGAUUUUAUCUUGUGCUGCAAUCUUAGAUCCACGGUACAAGGUAAAAUUUGUGGAAUAUUGUUAUAUGAAACUUUUUGGCCCAGCAAAUUUCGAGGACCGUGUUAGUAAAGUUGUAAGCACUCUCUACUGUUUGUUUGCUGAGUAUAAGCAGCAAUCUAUGCGUUUUUCCUCUACAGCUGUGGGGUCUUCUAGCAUGAAUACAAACUUUGUUGGUGUAGAUGACGAGGGAGACAUGUUUGGAGACUAUGAUCAAUUUCUGAGCUCUACAUCAAGAUCUCAUGGGAACAAGUCUGAGUUGGAUCUUUACUUGGAAGAGCCAAGUUAUGAAUUAAAUUCUGACUUAGAUGUUCUGGAGUUCUGGAGAAGAAGCUCAAUGAGGUAUCCCAAUCUCUCGUUUAUGGCACGUGACAUUCUAUCUAUACCUGUUUUUACUGUUAAUUCCAAGGAGGCAUUUAGCUAUGGGAGUAAAACCUUGUCUUCUGUUCAAAGUUCCGUUAUGCCCGAGACACUUCAAGCUUUAUUAUGUCUUCAAAAUUGGCUAGGUGCAGAAAAUAAUACCGAUGACCAAACUGUUACAGCUGAGGAUCCUAGUGGGUCCAGUGAAGAUGCUGAAUAUGAUGAUGAUGAUGAUGAUAGUGUACUUACUGAUUCUUUUUAGGUUUUGAGGUAGUCUUGAUGAUCAAGGAUCAUUGUUGCUUAUUUAGAAUUGCUCUUUCUCCCUGUCUUCUUGUAGUUGAGUAGCCAUUUGUGCAGUAUGCAGUCACAUUUUUUAGGUGCAAGGCUCUUCCUUUUCACUCUGGAACAAUUGUUCUCUGAUGUAUAUUCUUCUUCUUGCUACUAUCUAUGCAAGGUGUUAGAACUUUGAGCUUGUGAAACUAUUUGCUAUUGUUGUAGUCAGAAAUUAGCAUUUUUUUUAUUAGUUUUAUUAGUUGUCUAUGAAAUGGUUAGAUGAUGUUCUACAUUGGUUAUAAUACACACCUGGUUCUGAGGUAAUAAUAUAAUUUGUUGCAUUUCACAA